CCUUUUCUAAUUCUUCUCCUCAUUCCACAUCUUGGAUUUAUGCUGCUAUUCCAGGUGAAGAAUCUGUUUGUAGAAGCGGGACCUGAUUUCCCUGCAGCAGAGAGAGCUGUCUCAGGCACCGAACUGCGUCCACCCCAAACUGAGAUCAAGCGGAAGCGAGACGGGUGCCUCUCCCUUCAGGGAUUAUCCUCUCAGUCUCCUACAAGCUUCCCAUCUCUUUUGUCUUUCCUUGGAGCAGGCAUGUUGGCAACAAUGGAUACCCAUCCAUCUCUUUUUCUUCAAGAAGGAGUGAAACUGGAUCAGGCUCUGGUGACACUUGAGGAGGUCGCCGUGUGCUUCACGAAGGAGGAGUGGGCCCUGCUGGAUGCUGGCCAGAGAGCCCUGCACAGCCAGAUCAUGGAGGAGAAUCGCAGGACUGUGGCCUCUCUCGGAGGUGACAGGUGGGAAGAGGAGGAUAGGAGAGAACUACAUGGGAUGUCACUGGAAAGAGACAGAAGGAAAACUAGUGACCAGCAAAGAAGGAAGACUGAAGGUAAUCAUAAUGGGAGGAAUGAUUGCCUUGCUCUGCAGGGCAAUGGCGGCCAGAACACAAUCCAGGAAGAGGUACACACUGAACAAGAAAAGAACGCAGACCAUGUGAACAAGAGAACAUACGGUUCUGAAUCAAACAGUAAAGCGCACAGCAAACUUCAAACACAGAAUAAAUCGUAUAAAUGUAUGGCGUGUGGAAAGAACUUCACUGAGAAGGCAAAGAUGAUUUACCAUCAAAGAAUUCACAUAGGGGGGAAGCCAUAUCAGUGUUUGAAGUGUGCAAAGAGCUUCAGUCGGAAGACACAUCUCAUUUCUCAUCAAAGAAUUCACACAGGGGAGAAGCCAUAUCAGUGUUUGAAGUGUGCAAAGAGCUUCAAUUGGAAGACGCACCUCACUCGGCAUCAAAGAAUUCACACUGGGGAGAAGCCUUAUCAGUGUUUGAAGUGUGCAAAGAGCUUCAGUCGGAAGACAUCUCUCACUUCUCAUCAAAGAAUUCACACAGGGGAGAGGCCAUAUCAGUGUUUGAAGUGUGCAAAGAGCUUCAGUCGGAAGACAUAUCUCACUUCUCAUCAAAGAAUUCACACAGGGGAGAAGCCAUAUCAGUGUUUGAAGUGUGCAAAGAGCUUCAAUUGGAAGAUGCACCUCACUCGGCAUCAAAGAAUUCACACUGGGGAGAAGCCGUAUCAGUGUUUGAAGUGUGCAAAGAGCUUCAGGUGGAAGAGUAAUUUCAAUCUUCAUCAAAGAAUUCACACUGGGGAGAAGCCAUAUCAGUGUUUGAAGUGUGCAAAGAGCUUCCGUCGGAAGACAGAUCUCACUUCUCAUCAAAGAAUUCACACAGGGGAGAAGCCAUAUCAGUGUUUGAAGUGUGCAAAGAGCUUCAAUUGGACGACGCACCUCACUCGGCAUCAAAGAAUUCACACUGGGGAGAAGCCGUAUCAGUGUUUGAAGUGUGCAAAGAGCUUCAAUUGGAAGACGCACCUCACUCGGCAUCAAAGAAUUCACACUGGGGAGAAGCCUUAUCAGUGUUUGGAAUGUCCAAAGAGCUUCAGGUGGAAGAGUGAUUUCAAUCUUCAUCAAAGAAUUCACACAGGGGAGAAGCCAUAUCAGUGUUUGAAGUGUGCAAAGAGCUUCAAUUGGAAGACGCACCUCACUCGGCAUCAAAGAAUUCACACUGGGGAGAAGCCAUAUCAGUGUUUGGAGUGUCCAAAGAGCUUCAGGUGGAAGAGUAAUUUCAAUCUUCAUCAAAGAAUUCACACUGGGGAGAAGCCAUAUCAGUGUUUGAAGUGUGCAAAGAGCUUCCGUCAGAAGACAGAUCUCACUUCUCAUCAAAGAAUUCACACAGGGGAGAAGCCAUAUCAGUGUUUGAAGUGUGCAAAGAGCUUCAAUUGGAAGACGCACCUCACUCGGCAUCAAAGAAUUCACACUGGGGAGAAGUCUUAUCAGUGUUUGGAAUGUCCAAAGAGCUUCAGGUGGAAGAGUGAUUUCAAUCUUCAUCAAAGAAUUCACACUGGGGAGAAGCCAUAUCAGUGUUUGAAGUGUGCAAAGAGCUUCCGUCAGAAGACAGAUCUCACUUCUCAUCAAAGAAUUCACACAGGGGAGAAGCCAUAUCAGUGUUUGAAGUGUGCAAAGAGCUUCAAUUGGAAGAUGCACCUCACUCGGCAUCAAAGAAUUCACACUGGGGAGAAGCCGUAUCAGUGUUUGAAGUGUGCAAAGAGCUUCAAUUGGAAGACGCACCUCACUCGGCAUCAAAGAAUUCACACUGGGGAGAAGCCUUAUCAGUGUUUGGAAUGUCCAAAGAGCUUCAGGUGGAAGAGUGAUUUCAAUCUUCAUCAAAGAAUUCACACUGGGGAGAAGCCAUAUCAGUGUUUGAAGUGUGCAAAGAGCUUCAGUCGGAAGACACAUCUCACUUCUCAUCAAAGAAUUCACACAGGGGAGAAGCCAUAUCAGUGUUUGAAGUGUGCAAAGAGCUUCAAUUGGAAGACAGGUCUCACUUCUCAUCAAAGAAUUCACACUGGGGAGAAGCCAUAUCAGUGUUUGAAGUGUGCAAAGAGCUUCAAUUGGAAGACACAUCUCACUUCUCAUCAAAGAAUUCACACUGGGGAGAAGCCUUAUCAGUGUUUGAAGUGUUCAAAGACCUUCAGUCAGAAGAGAUAUAUUCAUUCACAUUAAGGAACUGACACUGGGGAGAAUGUAUACCAUUGUUUGCUGUGUCCAAAUAGCUCCAGUGAGGAGUCUGAUUUCCCAUCAAAGAAUUCACAUUGGAGAAAAACCAUAUAAAUGCUUGGAGUGUAGAAAGAGCAGUUCUCAGAUGGUAACACUUAAUCCUCAUCAAAGACUUCAUACAGGGAAGAAAGUUUAAAGUGGUUCAUUUUGUUGGAAAUCUGACAUAAAUAACCAAAUAAUUCACACAUGGGAUAAACCUCAAAGGAGUUGCAACCAACAGAUCUAUUAAUGUGUUGAGACUGAGAUGGCAACAUUUUUCUUGUUACUUGCUGUGAAGACUUGUACAGAUGGUGAGAAGAUGUAACAGGACACUUUCUUAGUUAAAUGCAUUUUACAUUUACUUAACUAUUUUUGUACAUGCAUUAAGAAUAAAUGAAUGAGUUCAAACCACACAGAAAGGA
Messenger RNA from Varanus komodoensis (Komodo dragon), 3155 nucleotides. Its product is annotated as zinc finger protein 420-like. The transcript is spliced from 4 exons. Lineage: Eukaryota; Metazoa; Chordata; Lepidosauria; Squamata; Varanidae. Gene Ontology annotation, biological process: regulation of DNA-templated transcription. Gene Ontology annotation, molecular function: RNA polymerase II cis-regulatory region sequence-specific DNA binding; DNA-binding transcription factor activity, RNA polymerase II-specific. The record is from RefSeq and is a predicted model, not a curated record. Bases 40 to 2700 code for a protein of 886 amino acids.